GUGGAGAAUGAGAAAGGGAUUAUUGUUAGUGACACAAUGACUCUUGUAAAAAUGGCAAAACCAGCUUGGAGGGCUGUGCAGUUACCUUUCUACCAAUACUUUGGAAAGAGCUUGAAGGUGGUCUUUACAGGAGAAGUAGGACCAGGUACAGACAAUGUAAUUGCUUUGGAUGACUUAACUCUAUCACAAGAAGAUUGCACUUGGGGAGCCUCUGCAAAAUUGUGCUUUGACAAUGACACUUCCUGCUUUUGGACAAACAGUGAUACUGGACUUCAGUGGUUUGCAUCUGAUGGAUUCAGUAAACAUACUUUGAAUGGUCCAUAUAGUGACCAUAAUGUUUAUGACCACUAUGUCAUAUUUGAGACUGGACCCCAUCACUCUCCUGGAUCUGUCGCUCGCCUAACUAGUUCAACUUUUCCUAUGAAUGAAUAUUCACAUUUUGUGUGCUUUUCAUUCACUUUUUCAGCUUGCUCUGAACAUGCUGGGGUGAUAUCAGUGAUAAUAUCAGACAUAGCCCAAGAUACCGAGACUGUAAUAUGGCGGAUACCAAUCACCCGUCAGUAUGCAGACUGUCUCUGGCAACAAGGUCAAGCUUCUAUUAAGGAUCCUCCAGAGAACUUCCUGCUGAUUAUUCAGGCUGAGUCCUGGGAUGGCAGGGAAGGUUACAUUGCAGUCAGACAUCCUGUUCUGGAGGCACAUGUACUACAAUAUUGUGCAACUCUGCCUGAAGAUGCUGUACCAAAGGAAAUGUUUAUCAUGCCAAUUUUAUCCACUGCACCACCACCUUACACUGAUGAUUUGGUUGUUGGGUGUGACUUUGAAGAUGCUAGUCACCCUAUAUGUCAAUUCAAGCAGGAUGUGGGUGAAGGUGUUGGAACCUGGGCACGAGUGGCUGCUUACAAUCCACCAUCAACCAAUCACCCUGUGUUUGAUCACACUUUUCAUAACAGUUCUGGCCACUACAUUGCUGCCUUACGUCAAGCAAGCGAUGGAAUGAAAAGCAGUGAAAUAACUGCUCGAUUAAAAACUCCAGUGCUGGAUCCCGAAUCUGACUACUGUCUUACGUUCUAUUUGCAUCAUGUGGGUGAUAUCCCUCCACCUGUUACUGUUCGUGCAGAGGAACUAGAUGGACCAUUGGUAGUGGAACUUUUGCAUCAAGAUUAUCCUUUGGAAGACUUGUGGAUGCUUGUUCAGGCAGACAUUCAAGCUGAAACAAUAGAGGCUGAAUUUAUAAUCACCAUUGAAGCUGUAAUUAUGGACAGUCAGGAUGGAGAUGCUUCACUUGAUGACAUCAUGGAAAGUAUUAUCAAAUAUGGAAAGACGAAAGUAUAUUUGCUCUAAAUCCCACCUUUUUAUCAUAAACUGCUGUUUUGUAAUGUAUUUUGUAAAAUUAAAAGAAAUAUAUAAGAUAUUUCAUAAAAGGUUGAUGGGUAGGCUCCAGGAUGUACAUGUUUAUAGAGGGGCAACUGAUAUAUCGGAUCAUGAUUUAGUUGUAGCUACAGUUAGAGUAAGAGGUAGAUGGGAAAAGAGGAAGGUGGCAACAACAAGUAAGAGGGAGGUGAAAGUGUAUAAACUAAGGGAGG
Messenger RNA from Cherax quadricarinatus, 1583 nucleotides. The record is from RefSeq and is a predicted model, not a curated record. NCBI's taxonomy places the organism in Eukaryota, Metazoa, Arthropoda, Malacostraca, Decapoda, Parastacidae.